AUGAAGGUGCCUGGGCAAGUGUGGUGCUCCCUGGUCGACACUCUGCAGAGAAUUGUCAAGAAGCAGGAACGAAGAUGGCCCUCCUGUUUCUGGGACUUCAAUGGACGAGAGAACAAGUCGGGCAUCAUGAUUCCGACGUGGAAGUCCGUGUGGCCUCUGAACGACGGUUACUCGUUUUGCGCGUGGCUGAGCAUAUCAUCCAACAAAGACGUACUCCCCCUCAAUAGGGGCCGGAGAAGCCUUCCGCCCGAGCAAGCCACGAUCAGGCCACAUCUAUUCAGUUUCGCCUGCGACGACGGUCGCGGCAUGGAACUGUUCUUCGUGUCGCAGUAUCUGGUCGUUCUCUCGCGGCAAGGCAAAAACAAGCAUGCCUGGAUCAAGUUCAAUUACCGCUUCAAGAAGGAGCGAUGGUACUUCGUUGCAGUGGCCCACAUCUACCACUUCUUGCGGCGCAGCGAGGUCUUGCUCUACGUCAAUGGUCAGCUGGUGGAGCAACAGUAUCUCAUCUACCCCAAGAUCGACGCUCCUGUGUCCAUGUGGAUGGCCAACCACAUCGAACACACGGAGGUGGGCGAGCGAAGUCACCCCUUCUGCGGCCAGAUGGGCAAGGUCUUCUUCUUCUCCGAGGCGGUCACCGCCACCGACGUCCAGGCGCUGCACGCACUCGGCCCCAACUUCCUCCCCAAGAAGAAAUCAGAUACGUCGAUAGAGAUCGGCCACAAGGGCAACGUGUUUUCCAUAGGCAACAAACGAUACGUGAAAAUAUUCUUUGCCUACGACCCCAAGGUAGCGAUGGAAGGCAACGUUUGCGUGGAGACAUCGACACGAGCCGCAGACAGAAUGGCGUCUGCCCUCCAGGGCGUCGCCGUCAUCAACUCGUCCAAUCUCAAGGACUCCCUCUACUGCUUGGGCGGCAUCAAGGAUGACGACGCCGCCACGGACGACUCGGAGGAGAUCAAGUUCUUCGAGGACGAAGAUGAACAGGAGAAGGAGCAAAAGCGAGGCGACGACGGAGCCUCGGCAUCCUCCGGCGCCGCCCUGCCCUCCGCGCCGCCCUCGCCCGCGGGCCUGCUCAUCUCGCUCAUAUCCAACCUGCUCCAGAACUACGCCGACCUCUUCUCCGACAUGCCCAGCGUCGGCGGCUGGCAGAUCUUCGGUUUUCUCCUCCAGAAGAUGCACCCCACCGCUCUAGACGUACAGGCCUUGAACUCGCUCGACACGCUUGCCACCGUGCUCUACGAUUCAGACAAGUCGCAUUUCCGGGAGUUCUUCACCUACACGUACCUCAACUUCAGCAUGUGGUCGCAGACGGCCUCCUCGGUCCAAGAGAAGCUGCUCUCCCAGAUCACCGCGCGGGUCAAGGCUGCCCCGCAGUACUUCCGCAAGGUUAUCGGAGUCCAGCGCAUCGUGGAUGCCCUGUGCGACCUCGAUUUCGCACAGAACCGGAUCGCCCUGCUUCAACUCAUUGGGCUGAUGGCUGUCGAUGGCCUCACCUUCCAAGAGACGAAGAACCUGCUGGAGUCGCUUCACCGAUCGCAGCCCCUCAAAAGGGUCGACCAAGGAGCCGAUGUGCUCAAGUUCAUCAUCGCCAUGCUCAACAAGUUCUCCACCAGCACGAGCCCCACAGUGCAGAACGUGGCUUCACAUAUCUUUGAGUGUGGAGGCCUCAUUCCGUUCCUUUCGGUGCUACAGCGCCCGGACGAACAUCAACGCAUCUGGGCUCUCAAGAUUGUAGCACGCAUGCUGCAGAUUGCCACGCCAGCUCAGUACGUCUCGCCUAUCCGCACGCACACACACUCGCACCCGGCUCGGACGAAACAAAAGAUGUUGUCCUUUGCCACGACGACUAUUUACACGCACAAGCGGGAGUCCAGCGGCAGCGUCAAGAAGGACGUCGAUCAGUCGCACGGCUCGGACAACUUCGAGGGCUACAGCCGGCUGUCGGCGAUUAUCAAGUACUACCUCCAGAACUUCAACUUCUCCAAGGCCACCUACUAUGCGCUCAUGGAGAUCCUGCUGGAGCGGGUCUCGCCCAAGAGCAUCAACGUCAACCCCGUCCACUCGCCGGCCGACGAAAGCGUCCGGGAUAUGAAGAAGCAGCGCCAGGAGGUCCAAUUUCAGCACCAGUUCAGGAACCCGCAGAUCCUACCGGCCAUCUUCGAGCUCCUCGGCGCCUCGUACAACAGUUCCCUGCAACAGAAGGCUCUGGAGGACUUCUACCUCCUGCUCAGCAAGGAGAAGCAGAACAGGGACCUGUUCCUGCAGCAAGACAACUGGCCGCACUGGCUCCUCGCCGUCAUCGCGGAGAAUCCUAGCAUCAUCCCGGAGCAUGCCAGCUCUCCCGCCAGCUCGUCGUCAUCAGUACCCAAGCGACCGCAACAAGGGUGGAAGGUGAUUGAACGCUUCCAGGGCAUUCUGCAGCACUUCCAGGAGAUCGGGCCGUUCCCAGGGCACCAACUGGUGCGACAGGUCAACAGCGCUCUCCUGCAGAAGCUGACCUCCGACCCCAAACUGCGGCGGAUCCUCCAGACGCAGUCUCAGCUGCACCACAACAUCAACUCGCCUCAUGUCAUGAACCUCAAGAACAACAGCAGCUCCACCGCCACCACCGCCACCGCCUCGUACCAGAUCGCGUCUCCGCCGCCGUCGCCGUCCGGGUCCGCCAAGAUUAGGGCCGAGUGGCUGUGGGAGAACGUGGUCAAGUGGAUCUGCUUCGCCGAGGAGGGCCUCUUCCAGCUCCCGCCGCCCGAUGACAUCUUCUCGCCGCCGCCCAAGAAGGACGCCUCGCCCCGCGCCAGCCCGCGCACGCGGGAGCGACCGCCGACUCCAGCACUGAUCGCCGAGGCGCAGGGUACCCAGCAGCCGCAGCCCGGCACCCCGCGCGACCACCCGCCGGUGGCCUCGGAGACACCGCGGGCGCGGGUCACUCCGCGCGCCAAGUCGGCCAGCAACGCCUUCGACCUGAUGGCCCGCGCGAGCGAUGAGCCCGCCAGCAAGGAGAGCAAGGAGAAGGAGAGGGAGCGCGUCGUGGACCUGCUCGAGGCUCAGGGAGCCAAGGCCAGCAGGGAGCGGGACGACCAGGCGGAGGCCAGGGAGCGCGAGCAGGCGAGGGAGCGCGACCGGGAGCGAAAUCGGGCCAACCUCGACCGCGUCUCGUCGCACUUCCUGCUGCCGAUCUACCACUCCACGAUGGAGGAGCGCGGCGUGGGGUCCGACCCGUACCUCAGCGCCACCCAUAACCCGCCGCCCAGCGCCAAGACGCUCCGGAGGAAGAAGGACACAACCGCGGCCUCAACAACCACCACGACCACGAUGAUCACCACCAAGCUGAUGCGGCGACCGCCGUCGCUCGAACGACGGCCGUCUGCGCCGCACGCGGAGGCAAUGAAGAGCGAAGCGAGGCGCGGCAAGGAGGUGGCGGACAGGGAGCGGUUGCCCGGCACUACGCCGGCGGACGCGCCGCCGCCGCCGCAGCAGAAGGAGAACCUGAAGUGGGUCGAUUUUCACUUUGCCCAGCGCCUGCUGGACCUCAUCGACGACCUGCUGCUCCUGCCCGUGUCGGUGCCCUCUGUCCCCUUUGUCGCGGAGGUCCCGGCGACGGCCCAGCCUCCGGCGCCGCCGACCACGUCCUUCUUCUCGUCGCUCAACUUCGCGUCAUCGGCUCCGCCCGCGCCGCAGCCCGCGGCCCAGCCGCCCUACCUGUCGGCCUCCACCGUGCGCAGAAUGGAGGAGCAGCUCUCGCGGUUGGCCCUGCGGCUGACCCUCUACACCCUCGACGAGACCGAUGUCGUGCUCAACACACAGAAGAUCCGGUUGCGAAGUGAGCAGUUGAAAGACAUCAAGAAGAUGGUCGAGACGUACUGCCACGCCUCCGCCUCUUCGUCACUGACGGGCGCCAUCGCAAGCAUCGGUGCUGGGAACGAAUGGGGCAUCAUCAAAGAAACUGUGCACGCGAGCGAGGAGGAUGAGUCCUCGUUGCUGAGCAAACGGCUCACGCUCACCCUCGGCGCCUACGUCGAGGGCAAGUUCAAGCAGUGGGACGUCGAGUUGAAGGACGUCAACCAAACCUUCUCCAAGAGCAUCAAACGACUCUCAAUGGUAAUCCAUCAAUUGCUGAAGCGCUGCAAGCCGGGCAAUGCGAUUGCGACCAGCGCGUUGCGUAAGGCGACUGCCACCCCCUCGCUGGCUCGAGGUGACAGGGCUGACUCGCCCACGGAGGACAAGGGCGGCGAGGACAGUGUGGACCGGGUGCUCUACGCGCUUUCCUUCCUCUACAAGGCCAUGCAGCGGUCCUACGAAUCCGGCGGCAUGGGCACGGAACUCAUGGCUGAUCUCUUCAAAGAGAUUCUGUUGAAGUUGCAGCGCGUCGAGAUCAUUCAGGUCGACGUGCCUCCGCUCAACUUCCCUCACCCGACGGACGCGCACGAGCAUCAGAAGUUUAUGCGCAAGUACGAGGAGGAGUACCUGUCGCGCUACGUCAUGUUCCUCUUCUCGACUCCGCUCAGCAGCAACUCCUCCUCGUCCUCUUCUUCGCCUUCGUCGUCGCCCAACCUCUCGCCCGCCACAGCGCGACUCAGCCGCGUGACCCCGGUGGCGUUGCAGUCGCCCUUCACGCCCGUGUCGUCCACGCCGCCGCCCAUUCUCACGCCGCCGCCGCCCUACAUUCCGCCGACCUUCCCCACGGGCCUGCGCAGCCAGCUGCUCAUCAACCGCAUAGAGAAAGCCAUUCGGGCGACCAUGCAGGAGGAAAUCAGGUAUGGCGUCGGUGUGAGCAAUCGGUUCGAAGCCUACAAGCGCUAUGUGCGGAUAGGCAUCGAGCAGCGUGUGAAGAGCGAGCAGGCGGCGCUGAUGGCCUUCCAAGACCACCAAGAGGCAAUGCUGAACCACUGCCUGAUGCGGGAGCAAGAGCGAAAGAAGAAGCAGAUCAGCAUCCAGGAGAAGGUCCAGAACGAGGUCUUCCACUACUGGGGCCGGCUGCAGCGAACCGUGAGCCCCCUCCUGUGGAACAAUGAGAAGAUGCUGCGCGACAUACUGCACGAGGACGAGGUGGCGCUGCAGGGGCUGGACGUGUCCCCCAUCUCCCCGCUGCCGAUCCAGUGGAAGCUGGACAAGCGCGAGGGACCCUUCCGCAUCCGCAAGAUCCUGCGCCGCAACUUCAACGUCGCCGACUACGGCGACUGCGCCCGCGAUUCCGCCGCGGGCUCGCGACAGAGCCAACAGCCCGCCGACGAGGUGAACGCCAGCAGCAGCAGCGCCGCCGCCGAGGCCGCCAAGCAGGAGCCCAGCGGCAUCAAGCUGCGCCGUUACGUGCAGCUGGAGAAGGAGUGGUCCAUGAAGGGCGGCAAGGUGGUCCACCGCGACGCCACCAGCGCCAUGGUCACCCCGCUCAUCCUCACCAAGGGCAUCCUCCAGUUCACCUCGUCGCACCUCUACUUCAUCCCCACUGCGGCGUACGAUCAGAAGCCGAUGUUGGCGAGCGCAGCGGCCCCGGCGCUCACGCCCACCGGCUCGGCGGUGCCGUCCAUCUUCCCGGCCUCGCCUCCGCUCGCGCCGCCCGGCCAGGCCCGUCUGCGUUGGACCAACGAACUGCUCGAGAAGCGCAAGAAGCGGUACGAGUGGCCGCUCAGCGAGCUGGUGGGCAUGUACGGUCGGCGGUAUCUCCUACGGGACUGCGCGAUGGAGCUCUUCUUCGCCGACAACACAUCCUACCUCUUCAAGUUUGAGAGCAAAAGCAAACGAGACGCGAUGUUUUCCAAGCUCCGUUCGCUUUCGGUAACUCCGCCGGCGCUCAAGCAACAGCAGGCGCUCAACAAGCCCAAGGAGGGCAAGUUGCUAGAGAGGGGCGGCCUCACGCGCUCGUGGGUCAAUCGCGAGAUCAGCAACUUCGACUACCUCAUGCGACUCAAUGCUCUGGCCGGCCGCACCUACAACGACCUCGGCCAGUACCCCGUGUUCCCGUGGAUCUUCAAAGACUACACUUCGAGCACGCUCAACUUGGACGAUGCCAGUAUCUACCGCGAUCUCUCCAAGCCAGUGGGAGCGCUGGACCCGCAACGGCUGCAGAACUUCAAGGACCGAUACCGCUUCUUCGAGGACCCCGUCAUUCCCAAGUUCUUGUACGGGUCGCACUACUCGUCGGCGUCGGUGGUGCUUUACUUCCUCGUCCGACUAGAGCCCUUCACCUCCUAUUUCCUCUCGAUGCAAGGCGGCAAGUUCGACCACCCCGACCGAAUGUUCCAUUCGCUUCCUCGAACGUGGGCCAACUGCCUCACCAACCCCUCCGAUGUCAAGGAACUGAUCCCGGAGCUGUUCUACAUGCCGGAGCUCAUCCGCGAUGUGAACGGAGUCAACUUUGGCAACAAGGCCGACGACACUCCGCUGCGCGACGUCCAGCUUCCGCCCUGGGCAGAGGACUCGCCCGAGCGGUUCAUCGCCCUGCACCGCGAGGCCUUGGAGAGUGACUACGUGUCGGAGCACUUGCACGAAUGGAUAGAUCUCAUUUUCGGGUACAAGCAACGCGGCCCCGCCUCGGUCGAGGCCAACAACGUGUUCUUCCACCUCACCUACGAGGGCGCUGUGGACCUGGAUGCCGUCAAAGACCCAGUAGAGCGAUCGUCUAUCGAAGAACAAAUCAAGAACUUUGGUCAGACGUCGAGUCAACUCUUCACCAAGCCGCACCCGCAGCGGAGGAAGAGGGCCGAGGUGGACGCGUCGCCCCGGGAGACCAAGGAGGCCGAAGUCUCGGGGUCGGGCGACGUGGGCAGGGGGAAGGCCUCCAACUUCUACUCGAUCCAGACGAAGUGCUCGUCGCCGAUCAUCUUCAUCACCCCCUGCUCCAGCAACAACGUGGCCCUCAUGCACAGUGACGGACUGUUCUCGUGGAACUACUUCAACCCGACCCAGCGGAGCAAGAAGGGCAACCUGUCGCUGCCGUUCACGUGGCACAGGGACAGCACCGUCGGCACGUCGCGCGAGAAGCGGAGCAACUACUACAAUCUCUUCCCGUCCUACACCAACAUCCUCUCCAACUACUUUGCCAUCAUGGGCGACGGCAAGAUCCUCCUGGCCUCGUCCGGCUGGGAGCUGGCCGGCAGUUUCAACUGCAUCCUCCUCCAGGGCCAGCGUAUCCUGCGCAACAUCUUCUAUCACAAGGACGUCGUCACCUCCAUCGCGCUCGCCUCUGACGAUGACACGUUUGUGACGGGCUCGCUGGACACGAUGGUGUUCGUGUGGUCGCUGAAGGAGAUCCUGUCGCCCGCCCUGCCGGCGCCGCCUCCCGUCGUGCCCACGCCCGACUCGAUCAUUCCGCCCUCGGCCCCGCCGCCCACCAUCGCGCCUGCGGCCACCGCCCCGACCUUCCUCUCGUCCCUCCCACUGCCCGACUUCAUUGUAAAUACGGCCUCGUCGGCCUCGUCGUCGUCGUCGACAUCGUCGGUCGAUUCGUCGUCGUUGAAUGCCCCGGCCGGGCCGGACGACGAGGACUUUGACCUGUUCGAGCGGUUCGAGAGCCUCAAGACCAGCGGCACCGCCACCGAAUUCGUGGCCAGCGGCGGGACGGAGACCGAGGCCAACGGCCAAGACGAGCAAACGGCGCUGUUCCGCCCCCGGUGCAUGCUGCGUGGCCACGACGACGGUGUCACGUGCGUGGCCAUCUCCACCGAAUACGGCAUUGUGGUCUCGGGCGGGAAGGACGGGAAGGUGAUCAUCCACCAGCUCCGCAAGGGCCGGCUGCUGCAGGCGUUCGGACUCAAGGGCAAGAGCGUGCACCUGGUCGCCAUCGCGCCGCUCUCGGGCCACGUCGUGAGCCACUCGGCCUUCCCCUCCUACAUCUCCGUCCACUCCGUCAACGGUGUGCUCCUCUCCGAGAUCCAGACCGAGGCCCCGCUCGGCGCCAUGGCCGUCAUCCCGCCCUACUCGUCGCCCCUCUACCUGGCGUCGGUGGGCCUCCGCGGCGGCGGCCGGGCGUCGGGCGGCGGCGAGGGCGAGGGCGAGGAGGAGUGGCUGGUGAGCGGCGAGGGCAAGAAGGUGUUCCUGCGCCGCCUGCCCUCGCUCCGCGUCGUGCAGCGCUUCGAGUGCCUCGCCACUGUCACCUCGCUCCACUUCGUGCCGCCCAACUUCAUCCUCGCCGGCGCCGAAGACGGUCAGCUCUCCAUCUUCCUCGCCACCACCGCCUCUUGA
Messenger RNA from Acanthamoeba castellanii str. Neff, 8178 nucleotides. RefSeq names its product Beige/BEACH domain containing protein. Gene Ontology annotation, cellular component: cytosol; membrane. Gene Ontology annotation, molecular function: protein kinase binding. Gene Ontology annotation, biological process: intracellular protein localization. Lineage: Eukaryota; Discosea; Longamoebia; Acanthamoebidae. Bases 1 to 8178 code for a protein of 2725 amino acids. The transcript is spliced from 35 exons. The record is from RefSeq and is a predicted model, not a curated record.